This is a messenger RNA of Talpa occidentalis (Iberian mole), 453 nucleotides long. RefSeq names its product EH domain-binding protein 1-like. NCBI's taxonomy places the organism in Eukaryota, Metazoa, Chordata, Mammalia, Eulipotyphla, Talpidae. Bases 28 to 453 code for a protein of 141 amino acids. The record is from RefSeq and is a predicted model, not a curated record. The transcript has 4 exons.
UACAUGUCUUUCCCCUUUUUUUAAGAGAUGAAAAGGCAGAGAUCAAUGCAGGAAGAUACAAAGAAAGGAAAUGAGGAGAAGGCAGCGAUAACUGAAACUCAGAGGAAGCCAUCAGAAGAUGAAAAAGGGUUCAAAGACACCAGUCAGUAUGUUGUAGGAGAAUUGGCAGCACUAGAGAAUGAGCAAAAGCAAAUUGACACCCGUGCCGCGCUGGUGGAGAAGCGCCUUCGCUAUCUCAUGGACACAGACUGGCAGAAGACGGAGGCCCAGAAGCGUCGAGAGCAACUCCUGCUGGAUGAGCUGGUGGCCCUGGUGAACAAGCGCGAUGCGCUCGUCAGGGACCUGGACGCGCAGGAAAAGCAGGCCGAAGAAGAAGAUGAGCAUUUGGAGCGAACUCUGGAGCAAAACAAAGGCAAGAUGGCCAAGAAAGAAGAGAAAUGUGUUCUCCAAUAG